AUGGCUGCAGUCGAAGACGUGAAGAUUGAAGCUGAGGUCUUAACAUCCGCUCUGGAGUCCUCAAUCAAGGGAGAUGGCAUUGCAAAACCUAGGGCCGAGAGCAACUUGGAUAGCGAGGAGAAGUUUGAAAUCAAGUCAGAAGACAGCGUAACGAGCGACAAUGACAAGGAAAAGAUGCUAGCAGGCAUGCGACAAUUCGAAUUCUACUUCGCUGACUCGAAUCUUCCGUUUAUGUGGACACUACACACCGCCAACCCCGAGCACUGGGUUCCUAUUGCUACUGUCUCGUCCUUCAAGCGCAUGCGCGAGUACCAGUCGCUCGGCCCAGAAUGGAUCACGAACGCGCUUCGCAUGAGCGAGGAUCUCGAAAUAAAUGCCGAGGGCACUCAUGUGCGCCGACGGACGGAGGUGAAGGAGCCAAAAGGGCAGUUUGAACGGAGCAUAUAUGCGAAAGGAUUCGGCGACGAGGUUGAUGGGCUGCAGAAGGAGCUAGAAGUCUUCUUCGGAAACUACGGCAAGACGAAUGCCGUGCGCAUGCGGAGGAUAGACGGCACGAAGGAGUUCAAGGGCUCUGUGUUCGUCGAAUUCGCUGACUACAAGUCCGUAGAGGCGUUUCUCAGUGCGGAUCCAAAGCCUUCAUGGAAAGGCGAGGAGCUUCUCGUCAUGACAAAGUACGUUUCUCCUCUCCCUCACGCCCACUCCCCUUACACGAGUUGUAGGGAGGCUUACUGUGACAUGAAAAUCAAAGAAAAGGGCCUUACUGGCAGGGCUGCCGUCAUCCGAAAGCAGACUCUCUCCGGCCCCGGGCGCAAGGGGUUCAAUGCGUUCAGGGAGAUGGACAAGAGCGGUAACAGGGGCAAAGACAAGACCAAGGGCAAGGAGGGAGCGGACAAGGGCAAGCCCGACGUCUUCAUCGAGUUCAUGGGAAGCAAAGUACGCGUGCACGAAGAUGAGGACGGGGGGAGCGUAAAGGAGGAGGAUGUCCCCACCGUAAGGGGUGCGACGCUGAGGUUCGAGGGCAGCUGCGAGGACGUCAGCUUCGACGAGAUCAAGGGCACGCUCAAGGAGCGCUUCGCGCGCGUUCCGUACGUCAAGUACACUCGCGGUGAGCCGUCGGGGCUCUUGGGAUUCGACAAGACCCUAGCAGAAGACGAGAUUGCAUAUGUCAAGGAGCACCUCAAGACGCUUAGCGGAAAGGAAGUUGCGUGGAGUGUUCCAGAUGGUAAGCACGCUGCCAGAUGA
Messenger RNA from Fibroporia radiculosa, 1242 nucleotides. RefSeq lists its product as uncharacterized. Gene Ontology annotation, cellular component: nucleus. Gene Ontology annotation, molecular function: mRNA binding. The record is from RefSeq and is a predicted model, not a curated record. NCBI's taxonomy places the organism in Eukaryota, Fungi, Basidiomycota, Agaricomycetes, Polyporales, Fibroporiaceae. The transcript has 6 exons. The coding region runs from base 1 to 1242 and encodes 413 amino acids. Gene Ontology annotation, biological process: RNA processing.